Messenger RNA from Topomyia yanbarensis, 675 nucleotides. RefSeq lists its product as uncharacterized. The record is from RefSeq and is a predicted model, not a curated record. The transcript has a single exon. Lineage: Eukaryota; Metazoa; Arthropoda; Insecta; Diptera; Culicidae. Bases 1 to 675 code for a protein of 224 amino acids.
AUGGAGAGACUAGUAAAUCGGCGCCUUGUGACCUAUCUGGAGGAGGGAAACUUCCUCGACCUCUGGCAGUUUGCUUUCAGAAAAGGACUCGGCUCAGGUAUCCAUCUCGGUUCGUUUGCAGAGGUAGUCGGUCAGGCACUCGAGGAAAACAAGCACACUGAUAUCGCGAUCCUCGACCUCGCCAAGGCCUACAAUACAGUCUGGCGAGAGGGUGUACUGCGACAAUUGCAUCAGUGGGGAAUAAGAGGGAAUAUGGGCCGCUUCGUCCAGGAAUUUCUCAGGAACAGAACCUUCCGAGUGUGCAUCGGAGGAAACAAAUCUGAUACCUUCCGGGAAGCCAAUGGGGUCCCGCAAGGAUCCGUGUUGGCAGUCACCCUCUUUCUCGUAAGCAUGAAUACUCUAUUCGAUGCUUUACCGAAAGGAGUAUUUAUAUUCUUAUAUGCUGAUGAUAUCAUUUUGGUGGCGAUCGGAAAAACAAAAGCUAGAACCAGGAUAAAAUUGCAGGCCGCUGUUAACGCCGUAGGCCGGUGGGCCGAAGGAACCGGUUUCAAUAUUGCCCCAGAAUGCGCUAUUGCACACUGCUGCAACUCCCACCACGUUGCUUUCGACCGACCCGUGAAACUCGUCGGUGCAACUAUACCAUUUCGCAAGGAACCGCAAAAUUCUCGGAAUUAA